This is a messenger RNA of Cucurbita moschata (crookneck pumpkin), 2588 nucleotides long. RefSeq names its product VIN3-like protein 2. Gene Ontology annotation, biological process: vernalization response; epigenetic regulation of gene expression. Lineage: Eukaryota; Viridiplantae; Streptophyta; Magnoliopsida; Cucurbitales; Cucurbitaceae. The coding region runs from base 221 to 2416 and encodes 731 amino acids. The transcript has 5 exons. The record is from RefSeq and is a predicted model, not a curated record. Gene Ontology annotation, molecular function: protein binding.
CCUUUGCUCACUGCAAGUCUCUCUCUCUUCCUUCUGGGUUUUGGUUUCUGAAAAAGAUUAAAAAAAAAAAGACCCAUAAAAGAGUUAGAGAGAGAGAGAGGUCUGUGAGCCCUCCGCCGUCAUGAUGGGAUCUUUAGUGGUGGCGGAAUACAAGGUGUCCUUUCUUGGUUUAAAGAUGUUCGUCUUUUGGUGGUAAUGUGGAGGCUUCAACACCUUCGCCAUGGCUACUGAUUCUUCCUUCGAUGGUGCUAUUUUCGACUCGCCGAAAUGUAGUAAGUUGAGUAUGCAAGAGAAGAGAGAACUUGUUUAUGAAAUUUCGAGGUCACACGGUGCGUGUGAGAAACUGCAGUCAUGGAGUCGUCAAGACAUUCUACAAGUGCUGUGUGCAGAGAUGGGGAAAGAAAGGAAAUAUACAGGCUUGACGAAGCAGAAAAUAAUAGAGCAUCUUUUGAGACUUGUAUCCGAAAACAAGUCAUCGGUGCCUGAGGUUUCGAAAAACAUUGAGCCACAGUCUCCUGCAAGUGGCCAUAAAACUACCAAAAGGCAGAGGAAAUCCGAUCAUCUAGUUCCUACAAGUGACUUUCCGAGCACUAGUUCUCAUAAUGAUUCGGGUCAUACCGUGAGCUGCAAGAACUUGGCUUGUCGAGCGACUCUAAAUCCAGAAGAUACGUUUUGUAGAAGGUGUUCUUGCUGCAUCUGUCGUCAGUAUGACGAUAACAAGGAUCCUAGCUUGUGGAUAAGUUGCAGUGCGGAGCCUCCGUUUCAAGGUGACUCGUGCAACAUGUCGUGUCAUCUCGAAUGUGCUUUAAAAGAUGAAAGAUCGGGCAUUUUGAAAGCCGGACAAAGCAGGGGAGUUGAUGGGAGCUUCUACUGUGUGUCUUGUGGGAAACUAAACGAUUUGCUUGGGUGCUGCAGAAAGCAACUAGUUCAUGCGAAAGAAACACGAAGGGUCGACAUACUGUGUUAUCGUGUCUCUUUGAGCCAAAAGCUUCUCCAUGGAACUGAAAGGUAUAAAGUGCUUUAUCAGAUUGUUGAUGAAUCAGUGAAGAAGCUUGAAGCUGAAGUGGGACCAAUAGCUGGUGCACCGGUAAAGAUGGGUCGAGGUAUCGUAAACAGGCUUUUAUCUGGACCCGACGUUCAAAAACUCUGUGCUUCUGCUAUUGAGUUACUCGAUUCGAUGCUCUCCAGCAAAUCCUUACAUAUUGUGCCUAAUCCUGACAUUCAAGAUGCAAGUUUUGUUCCGACAAACAUGGUUCGAUUCGAAGAUGUUCGGUCGACAUCCCUCACUCUGGUUUUGAGUUGUGAAUAUGGAUCAUCCUCUGAGAACCGGGUCGGCUUCACGUUAUGGCAUCGUAAGGCGGAUGAUGCAGAUUAUCCAACAGAACCAACAUAUAUUCUACAACAACCGAAGGCGAGGUGUGUCGUGAUGGGACUAUCACCUGCUACUGAAUAUCAUUUCAAAAUUGUUUUGUUUGAAGGGACAAGGGAGUUGAGGGAGUUUGAAGUUCAAUUCUCAACAAUUAGGGAGGUAGAAGAGAACCCAGGUUGUUUAGAAAUUGAGAGAAGCCAAAGCCAUGCAACCAACUGUAGCGACCUUUCGAAUCCUUCUUCGGUUGAAGACGAAACUACUGACAUUCUUCCCUAUAGUGAUCGAACCGAUAACGUAGGAAAGAACUCGACCGCCCAUUCAAAGGGCACGGAAAUGCAUUCCUCUGCUAUUUUAUCCACUGAUGCUUUUAACCUCAGUGACAAUGGUGAAGAAGGAACGGCAGCAGGAACAGUACCUGUGCUGGAUGAGGCAAAUGCUGCUGGAAUUGUAUGUUUGAUUCCAAACUCUGUCGGAUCAAAGCUCGAGAACAGGCAUGGAUCAUCUGCGCCGAAACUCAACACCAAUAAUCAAUUAGGCGCUCUGGUUCGGUCUGGAAUGGAGCGCCAGCCGUUCGUUGGCUGUUCUGAAGAUGGCUUGCCUAUUACACCCUGCAAGCUUGAAGUGCUAAAGGACAGUCUUGGUAGGGGUGAGAGACUGGAAUCCAACUGCAAGGACGUUGACAACAGGACUCGAAAAGGUGGGGAACCUCAAGACGGUGGCACGUCGAAGAUGCGAACUGGGGAAAGACAGGACGAUAAAUGUACUGAAAAUGGUGUUUCGGAUCGGGAUUUUGAACACUAUGUGAAGGUUAUUAGAUGGUUAGAGUGCGAAGGACAUAUCGAAAAAAAUUUCAGACAGAAGUUUCUUACUUGGUACAGCUUGAGAGCAUCCCAACAAGAAGUGAAGAUUGUGAAAGUGUUUGUGGAUACCUUCAUUGAAGAUCCAGCAUCUCUUGCAGAACAACUUGUAGAUACUUUUUCGGAAUGCAUAUCGAGCAAAAAACCGACGACGACACCGCCCGGGUUCUGCAUGAAGCUGUGGCACUGAUUUCUGGUAUGAAGUUCAAUCUGAAACUGUUGAAAAGUAUGAUGAUGGUAGCUAUGACCAUGUAAAUAUUGGUAUUUUUCAUUUUACUAAAUAGUCUGUUGGAUUUGGUUAAUAAUGCGAGAGGAUCAGCAUUGUUUGAUUUCAAAGUCUGGCGUUUCUUUUUGGUACAAAA